AUGGCUGCAGAUGAAUGUAGCAUUAGAGUUGUAUGUCGUUUUCGUCCGUUAAAUGAUUCAGAAGAACGUGCCGGAAGUAAAAAUGUUGUGAAGUUUCCAACUGAUCAAGAUGAAACCGUUCUUAUAAGUGGCAAAGUUUAUGUAUUUGACAAAGUAUUUCGGUCUGACGCUACUCAAGAAAAAGUGUACAAUGAAGCUGCUAAAGAAAUUGUCAAAGAUGUAUUGAGUGGAUACAAUGGGACAAUAUUCGCUUAUGGACAAACAUCCAGCGGGAAAACACAUACAAUGGAGGGUGUGUUAAACAAAGAGAAUGAACAAGGUAUAAUUCCAAGAAUUGUUCAAGAUAUAUUUAAUCAUAUUUACACGUUGGAUUCGAAUCUUCAGUUUCAAAUAAAAGUUUCUUAUUUCGAAAUAUAUCUUGAUAAGAUUCGUGACUUAUUAGACGUGUCAAAAACUAAUCUUGCUGUUCAUGAAGAUAAAAACAGAGUUCCAUACGUCAAGGGAGUCACUGAGCGUUUCGUCUCGUCACCUGAAGAAGUCUUUGAAACAAUUGAAGAUGGAAAAACAAAUCGUCAUAUAGCCGUGACAAAUAUGAAUGAGCAUAGUUCUCGCUCACAUUCUGUUUUCUUAAUCAAUGUCAAACAAGAAAAUGUGGAAACAGAGAAAAAAUUAACAGGAAAACUCUAUUUAGUUGAUCUGGCUGGUAGUGAAAAAGUAUCAAAAACUGGUGCCGAAGGACAGGUGUUGGAUGAAGCGAAAAAUAUUAAUAAAUCCUUAUCCGCACUUGGAAACGUUAUAUCAGCAUUAGCCGAUGGAACGAAAUCUCAUGUACCUUAUCGUGAUUCAAAAUUAACUCGAAUACUACAAGAAUCGUUGGGCGGUAAUGCACGUACAACAAUAAUUAUUUGUUGCUCGCCAGCUAGUUUUAAUGAAUCAGAAACAAAAUCAACACUCGAAUUUGGAAAACGGGCUAAAUGCAUAAAAAAUUCCGUUAUGGUUAAUGAAGAAUUGACAGCUGAAGAAUGGAAACGUCGUUUUGAAAAAGAACGUGAAAAGGUAGCUCGUCUCAAAGGACAGCUUAGUCGAGCAGACGCUGAAUUAGAACGAUGGAGACGGGGCGAAACUGUGACCAAAGAUGAACAAGUGAAUUUACUUGAAACUGAUGAGUCAUUAUUAGCAAUUUCGUCGACACAAUCCAUGUCAUCGUUAGCUUCAGCAGCUGCUUUAACAACACCAACCGUUGGAAUACUUGCUGCAAGUGCUGCGUCUGUUGCAGCAACUGGCUCAGUGGUUCCAGUUCUCGCCGCUAACAUAGAAGAGUGGGAUAAAGAACGAACAACGUUGUAUCAACAAUUAGAUGAGAAGGACGAUGAAAUCAACAACCAAUCACAAUUAAUCGAACGCCUUAAAUUACAAUUGACUGAACAAGAUGAAGGCUUUAACCAAGCAAAAAAAGAUAAUGAAAAUUUACAAGCCGAAUUAAAUCGUUUACAACAAGAAAGUGAAUCGUCAAAAGAAGAAGUCAAAGAAGUAUUACAAGCAUUAGAAGAAUUGGCUGUCAAUUAUGAUCAAAAAACACAAGAGCUUGAAACGAAGAGUAAAGAAAAUGAAAAUUUAGGACAAGAACUAGAUGCAAAAUUAACAUCAUUAAAUGGUAUACGUGAAGAGCUUGAGAGUCUUCGUGAAGCAUCGCAAGCACAACGUAAACGUUUUCUUGAUAUGAUUCUUGUAUUAUUGCGUGAUGUUGGCGAUAUUGGCAGUGUCAUGGGCGGACAGAUGAAUGAACAAAAAAAACCAACAAUUGAAAAUCUUGAUCAAGCUGAGGAAGAAUUUACGCUUGCUCGAUUGUAUAUGAGUAAAUUGAAAACAGAAGCACGCACUGUCACUGGACGUUUAACUGAUUUAGAAGUGGAAAAAGUCAAUCAUCAAAAAGGAAUUGAGUUUAAAGAUAAAGAAUUGGAUGAAUCACGUUUACUUAUACAACAACAUGAAGCAAAAAUGCGUUCAAUGUUAGAAACAAUGAAAGAAUUGGAAGAGAAAAAACGAAAUUUAGAACGUACACAUGAUACAAUUAAUGAAGAAUUAGUUAAAUUACGAGCGCAUGGUGUUGUUAUUGGCACUGGUGGUUCAACAUCCGAUGUUCAAAAAGAACUCAAUCAACAAAUGGAACAAAUUAGCGGACAACAUCAAAAACAAUUGACAACGUUAAGAGAUGAAAUACGUUCAAAAGAAUCUCAGAUGGAAAUAUUGAAAGAUACACUACAAAAACUACAACUAUCGUAUGAAAAAUUGACAGGCGAUUUUGACAAAUUGAAAAAAGAAGAGAAUGAAAAAUCAAGCAAAUUACAAGAGAUGACUUUACAACAAGAACGACGUGAACAAGCCAAGCAAGACUUGAAAGGUCUGGAAGAAACAGUAGCAAAAGAAUUACAAACUUUACAUAAUUUACGAAAGUUGUUCGUACAAGAUUUGCAAGCACGUUUGAAAAAGUCACAAAAACAGCCUGAGGCAGAAGAGGAUGAUCUUGGUGGUAGUGCUGCGCAAAAACAAAAAAUAUCAUUUUUAGAAAAUAAUCUCGAUCAAUUGACAAAAGUUCAUAAACAGCUUGUUCGCGAAAAUGCCGAUUUACGUUGUGAAUUACCGAAAUUAGAGAAACGUCUUAAAGCUACAAUGGAUCGCGUUAAGUCGUUAGAACAAGCGUUAAAAGAAGCGAAAGAAAGUGCAAUGAAAGAUCGUAAACGUUAUCAAUGCGAAGUCGAUCGUAUUAAAGAAGCCGUUAGACAGCGUAAUCUUGCACGUCGAACAAACACAGCACAAAUUGUGAAACCAAUACGUGCGGGUCAGAAUCCUUCAACUAUUACAUCAACACCAAUUCCAACCAUUCGCGGUGGUGAUCACUCUGCAGAACCGUAA
Didymodactylos carnosus is the source of this 2913-nucleotide messenger RNA. The record is from the annotation of a GenBank genome assembly. Lineage: Eukaryota; Metazoa; Rotifera; Eurotatoria; Philodinida; Philodinidae.